Messenger RNA from Manis javanica (Malayan pangolin), 1056 nucleotides. It is a transcript of the gene CCDC59, whose product is annotated as coiled-coil domain containing 59. The record is from RefSeq and is a predicted model, not a curated record. Gene Ontology annotation, cellular component: nucleus. NCBI's taxonomy places the organism in Eukaryota, Metazoa, Chordata, Mammalia, Pholidota, Manidae.
AUGUUUUAGCGACGCAGUUGGUCGGACAUGGCGCCGGUGAGGCCGGCAACGAGGUGGCCCCCGAUGGGGAGUUCGCGGACGAGCGGUGAAAGGGUUUCUUCGGUCGGAUUCAGGAAUAAGAAUGUGAAGCAGAGGACGUGGCGACUUAACCAUCCGCAGGCCUUCGUGGGGAGCGUCCGCGAAGGACAAGGCUUUGCGUUUCAAAGAAAACUAAAGAUUCAGCACAAUUACAGGAAAUUGCAGUGGAGAGGAAAGAAGGCUCAAACCUCACAAGAGUCACAGUUCACGGAUCACUACCCUGAUCAUCUGAAGCAUCUCUAUUUAGCUGAAGAGGAAAGACUCAGGAAGCAACCUCGGAAAGUUCACCAGCCUUUGCUAGAAGAGCAAUGUAGUGUUGUCCAGGCUUUGUGUGAAGAACACUGUAGUGUUGAGCAGCCUCAGUCAGAAGAACAGUGUAGCACAAAAGAAAACUCCAUUACUGUUCCAAAGAAAAAGAAAAAGAAAACAUCGAAUCAAAAAGCACAGGAAGAAUAUGAACAGAUACAAGCUAAGCGUGCUGCUAAGAAACAAGAAUUUGAGAAGAGAAAACAAGAGAGAGAAGAAGCCCAAAGGCUCUACAAAAAGAAGAAAAUGGAAGUUUUCAAAAUAUUGAGUAAAAAGACUAAAAAGGGCCAACCAAACUUGAAUUUACAAAUGGAGUAUCUUCUUAAAAAAAUACAAGAAAAAAAUUAAAUCAGACAUGUCUUUAAUCAUCGGUUAAAAUAGCUGCUGUCUGUUGAGUAAUUUUGUAUAUGUACUAUACCUUCUAACAAUUAACUAAACUUGUCAACACAAACAUGUUGCUAAGUUAUACUGCAUAUAAAAUGUCCAAAUAUUUUUGUUCUUGUAAAAGAAAAUUUUCUACAUAAGUUCUACAUAAUAUGAUUUGUGUUUUAUUUGCCUCAAGGAUAGUUGGCCUAAAAAACUGAAAGAACCUUCAAUUGGAAUGACAGGUUUAAGUAUCUAAUACUUUUGUACCAUAUGAAAUUCAGAUGAAAUAAAAUAUUUUUAAAAGAA